Messenger RNA from Humulus lupulus (European hop), 921 nucleotides. RefSeq lists its product as uncharacterized. The record is from RefSeq and is a predicted model, not a curated record. NCBI's taxonomy places the organism in Eukaryota, Viridiplantae, Streptophyta, Magnoliopsida, Rosales, Cannabaceae. Gene Ontology annotation, molecular function: zinc ion binding; nucleic acid binding. The transcript has 2 exons. Bases 1 to 921 code for a protein of 306 amino acids.
AUGGCUGGCGUAAAAGAUGAUUCACUUCAGUCCAUUAAUGUGCAAUUGAAUUGGCAAAAUUAUUCGCAUUGGCAUUAUGUUAUGAAAAACUUUCUAAAAGGGAAACGUAUGUGGGGUUAUGUUUCUGGAACUUCCACGAAAUCGAAGGACGAUAAGGAUGAGAGCUUUGUAGAACAGUUGGAUCUUUGGGAUGCCAACAAUUCGAAAAUCAUCACUUGGAUCAACAACUCAGUUCAACAAUCAAUCGGUAUCCAAUUGACGAAAUAUGAGACGGCGAAGGAAGUUUGGGAGCACUUGGAAAGGCUGUAUACACAGUCUAAUUUCGCAAAGCAGUAUCAGUUGGAGAUUGACAUUCGGGCCCUUCAACAGAAUAGCAUGAACGUUCAGGAAUUUUAUUCUGCUAUGUCUAAUUUGUGGGAUCAGCUUGCUUUGACUGAAUCAGCGGAGUUACGUGCAUUUGCCCCUUACAUUGCUCGGAGAGACGCACAACGUCUGGUUCAGUUUUUGAUGGCUCUUCGAGAUGAGUUUGAAGGUCUUCGUGGAACAAUCCUGCAUCGCAUUCCUCUUCCGUCGGUUGAUUUGGUGGUUAAUGAGUUGUUAGCAGAAGAGAUUCGCUUGAAGUCUUUUCCUCAUCGGCCAGCCUCCAACAAUCAACACAAGACUCAAGCCAAUGUUGGCUACGACGAAUGCAGUUUUUGCAAGCAAAAGGGACACUGGAAGGCUCAAUGUCCCAAACUGUUGAACAGGGCGCAAUCACCGAAUCAGUCUCCUCACUGGAAAUCUGGCAACCAACCUCAUCGACCUCUUCACUCUAUGUCUUCGAACAUGGAAGCUAUUGUUCCACCUGCAGAUUCUGGAAGCACUCCUAGUACCUCGAUUGAUACACUCACAGAGCAGUUUCAGAAGUUCAUUGCCUUGUAG